Messenger RNA from Salvelinus fontinalis (brook trout), 6869 nucleotides. RefSeq lists its product as uncharacterized. Lineage: Eukaryota; Metazoa; Chordata; Actinopteri; Salmoniformes; Salmonidae. The transcript is spliced from 19 exons. Bases 477 to 5180 code for a protein of 1567 amino acids. The record is from RefSeq and is a predicted model, not a curated record.
UCUCUGUCUCUCUCUCUCUGUCUCUCUCUGUCUCUCUAUUCACUCAGUUCUCUCUCUCUCUCUCUCUCUCUCUCUCUCUCUCUCUCUCUAUUCACUCAGUUCUCUCUCUCUGCUUGGUGGUUGCUCAGAAGAGGCACUCCUCCCUCCUCAUAUUGGUUUCCCCUGACAUGACACAGGCGCUGUAGCUCAGUGGAUAGCUUCGAAACAGACAGGAGGGUACGUUCUAUUGUGUGUCCUGUACUUGUCUUCCUCUCCAUGAGGUGCAAGGAGGCGGGUGGCUAUUUGAGUGAGUUUUGCGUUUGACAAUUUUUUGGGGGUAAAAGAGCGUUGUUUAUUCGAGGAUUCGUCUUAUUUUUCCUCAAAUUUUUAACUUCUGAUACUGGACAUUGCAGUACAUGAGGUGAGAUAUCUGUAUUGUUUUGUGAUUCUUGUCACAGUAUGCCCAUCUAGACGAAACUGCACAGCUAUCAAAAACCAUGUCUGAGGGUGUCGUCAGAAAAAUCCAACCCUUUACCAUUGGGACCAGGCUGUCUGUCCCCUCCGAAGCCAAAUGCCAGGAGUUCGUGGACGUCUAUCUGCCGAAGUCUGCUGCUCCGAAAAAGUUGGAGCUACACGACCAAAUGUCCCUUUACGUGGGCCAGUCCCAGGGGUGGCCUGGGGACUCGGAACUCCCACAAGUGGCCCCCCAGGUCUACGCUUCAACACCAGAGGGACAUCAGGAUGAGAGAGUGGAGGAGGACAGGAAUUCUGUGUCCCCCACUGCAUCCUCUAGAUCCAUCAGGAAGAUUGCUAUUUGCCGGAACGUCGAGACAGUCCCCGACGUGUCCGUGUGUGACUCUGACCUGGCCACCUCAGUUAGAUCCACGUCAGAGACCAUCCGAAGCAACUGCAACAGUGUUCACCCAAAACCGCCAUCCUUGAUGGUAGAGGACGACUUGGAUAAGAGGUCCAACUCUCAGUCUAAGGUGGACUCUUGGUUCAAGAGGAAGUAUUGGGAUCUGAAGUAUGGCUGUAGUGUCCUUGGAUGUCCUUUGCAGGACCCAGAGGACGCGUCACCGACCCAACAGCGAGACCGAAAGGACAUUGAGAAUUCCCUCAUACAGACGACGAGAAGUCUGGACAUAAAACAGGAUGGACAUCAGUACGAGACGCUUGACGCGGAGACCGACCACAGGGGAGAGAAGAGGAAGAGACUGCAACAGAUAGAAGGCAACAAAAUCCCUUCUGGAGAGAACACCGUGAACCAAACCUGGCUGAGGUUCCAGUCACUGUUAAGAAACUAUCACCAAGACCUCAAACUGGCUCUGGACGUCUCCUCCUUCUACCAACAGGCUGACACCAUCAUCUGCACCAUCAACAGGAAGAGAAGCGUCCUGUCUGGAUCAGAUAACCAGGAGAGCUGCGGUCAGACAGAGAUCUACAAUAUUGCCAGCCAAAUCAUGAUGCUGAACGAGACUGUUUCACGCCUUUCGGACCUCCACCCUACCCUGGCUGCCAGAGUGACGCGGAAGCAGGCCGAGGUGCAGGAGAGCUGGGGCCUUCUCCAGGAGGGUAGUGGGAGCGAGUGGCCAGAUUUGCCCACCACCCUUGACAUAAACUUCUCCUGCGACGAACCUGGCUCACACAGUCAAACCAGAGAUUCGGAACAUGAGGCCCAGAGGACCAUAGGAAAGGACAUCAAAGAGGAACAGAACCGUCUCAAAGGGUUCGAGAACACAAAAGACUGUGGUGUCCCCGGGAAGCUGACUGUUUGUCAAGUUGAAGAACAGCCUUCUGAAAUCUAUGCCCGAGUCUCCUGUGACACCGCCAGCAGUCUGGAUGACUUGAUUGGAAGACGGCGUGCGGAGAGGCAAGGAAAGGACCAGACAACCCAUUUGAACACUUGUUCUCCAGAUUCCCAAUCGGAACUUGGUAUUCAGUUGCAAAAUUCUACCACAUCUGCUGAUAAGGAAAAGCCAGGGUCAACCCAAGGCCAGCACAAAGGUGGUGUGAAGAUGGAGGACCUCCUUGGCCAAGUGGAGACGCUAUGGGAAGUUCUGAGGAGAAGACAUCAUAGAAGCAUGAUUGAUGCAAACAGCUCUGAGAGGCUCAACUUGGAGAGGGAUGACAACCAUGAGACAGACAAGGAUCGGCUCGAAGGACGCAUGUCAGAAUACAGGGCAACCACGGACAACGUGGAAUUCUGGAGCGUCCCAGAUGUCGAGGAUCUCUCUGAGACAUUGGAGGAAAACGACAGAGGAAUGCUGACAGAGCUGCUGAGGUGUCUUGACCACGAUGAAAACUUUGAUCGUUGUGAGGUAGAGGAACAGACCCUUACUGGACAAAUGGAUGACCAGGGGUGCAUGGACCACCCUAUGGAGGAAUUGGUGGAGGUCCUGGAGGGUCUUGGUGAAGCAGUGGAGAAAAGAGGACAUUCCCUCUAUCAAAGUCAAGACACCCAAGAACGUAUGAGUCAGCAAUCAACACUGAAGCUGCGCAUCAACCAGCUCUUGUCCAGGUGUGCAGAGUUCAGCAUGAACAUUCUGGACACUGAGACAGACAUGGCGGUCAGAUGUGAGCCCUAUAGUUCUGAACUCGAGGGACUGCAGGAGCAACAGGAUGAGCUAGAGAGGGACUAUCAGGUCAUAAAAGAGGAGGUGGAGGAGAUGGAGGGACUGGCUUCGCAACUACAGGUCCUCCUACCUGAGAUGGCAGGGGCUUUGGGGGAGAACGUCCAUGCGACCCAGCAAGCUUGGCAGGAGUUGGGCUGGAGCAUGGCAGAGAACCAAUGCAACCUCCAACAAUUUCGGCAACUGCAAGACUUUCUUAGGGCCUACCUGGCCAUGAUCUCAUGGACAGAGGACACACAGACUUGCAUUUUUACAGAGGCUUCAGCCCAGCAGUGGAGAUUGGCAGAAUCGAGUGUUCCAUCUGAGCUAGAUCUGAGGAUAGAGCAGAAGUUUGACGAGUUUGACAAGCUCGCUGCUGCUGGGCAGAAGCUUAUCAAGGAGCGACAUCACUUGGCAGAUAUUAUAAAGGAGAGGACUGAGGAACUGCAAAGCAUGCUGGGAUGGAUCCUGGUGUACUGGAGGGCGCAGAAAGACCAGCUGGGUCGGGAGAGGUCAAGGGAUUCAAGAAGAAGUGAUGCCCCUCAGGGAGACGCAACCAGAUUUUCACAAGGCCAACCCCAGACUCUAUCCUCUCUGGCAGAACACAACAAGUCCUCGGAAAGACUGUCCACAAAGCACAGGCUGAUGGUGGCGAGCCGGUUUGAAGGACCACAAAAAUCCCAAUCGGGGAUAGUUCACCAUGGAGAAAACUUUGCCAAGCUGGUAAACGUCACACCACACGUCCCCUUGGCUGUGGCAGUAAACUCGCCCAGCAUUAUCCUUGAAGAGCCCUGUGCUACUGUCACCCCACUGGGCAGCAGCAUCAACCUCAUCCUCAGUUUUGACCAACAGCCACCAGGGGGCAGUCUGCAACAGGGGCCAGUGGAGCCAAGGCAGGCAGUGGUGAGCACCUAUCUGCAAGUCACAGACGGAAGUCCUGUUUUUGAAGAGGUGGCAUCGCCUCAUAUCCCAGACAGGAGCCACCUGUCAACCACCGUUUCCACAAGCUCAACCAACGCUACUUUCGUACCCCAAGUCAGUACUGUCUUGCUCCCCACCUUACCCAGAACCAGUCCCACCUCUACCUUAAACCUGAAGGGACCGAUGAAAAGGAGGAAGAAAAUUACACACAGGCACACUGUGACUGGCAUUGUCGGAAUGCCCAAGCCGGAGGGGGUUACUACCGUGCCCAUCGGUGCCGCACACAGAGCCUACACCUGGCCACUGGAGGAUAAGAAGGAAUGCCGUGCCAAACAAGGGAGUCCAGUAAAUACAGAACUCCAACUGUAUAUCAAAAAUAAUUCUGUGGUGAGUGUCAUAGAUGGAAACUCUUCAGACACGUCAAGCAAUCCUACCGUUCCUACCAUCCAGGGGCAUUUCUUGCAUGGACCCAAUGAGAUGACCAUUAGGCAAGACAAGAGCCACUAUGGCGUUAUCCCUCUUGGGUCGAUGUUGAGCUUUGACCUGCCCAAGGAUUGGGGGAAAAUCUCACAGAUGGGUGCAAAAGACCUCACAACUGAGAAAGUGCCUUCUGAAGCCAACAGGGACCAUGCCAGUCCACCUUUGAAUCUGUAUAGACCAUCGUGCUCAAACACACUCGGUCAGACUCACGUAUCGUCCAAAGUAAUUGGACAGACUUUCGCCCUCAGUCCAGAGAAGGAAAGGCAUCUUGAAGCUGAUGGGGAACAUGACAGUCCGAAUGGUUCACCUUCGAUUCCGUGUAGACCGCCAGGAUCAAAUACACUCAGUCUAACUCAGAAAGUGAUUGGGCAGAAUUUCACCCUCAGUCCAGGGGACGAAAGUAUCUGCAAAACAGGGGACUAUGCUGGUCAAAAUGGUUCACCUUUGAAUCUAUACAAAUUGGCAGACUCACACUCACUCAGUCAGACUCACAAAGUGAUUGGCCAUACGUUCGCCCUCAGUCCAAAAGAGGAAAUGAGCUGUGAAACAGCAAGGCAGGACUUGCAGAAGGUCAGCGCAGAGUCUGCUUCUCUUUUGGUUCAGUGUGUCUCGCUACCUGCGAAAGAUGACGCCUAUCACGACCUAAGAUGCGCCACGAGGAGUCCUGCCCUUGCUGCUGGACAUGAGCACAUUUUCUCCAGCACUGUGGGUCUCCACGAUGAGGAUAAGGUUGAGAGUUCUGUUCCAGUGGCCAUUUUGGACUCUGAACCACACUGCAGCAGCUCGAUGAUGCAUGACCACGCCCGCACUGAACCGCCACCGAACCACAAGCACAACUGUUUAAGUGUUCACACUAAGAUUCAAGACCUCAAUGACCACAUAUACUUCCCUUCGGCAAAGAGGCAAUUCACUUUCCAAAGCGCACUUCGAGUUGUAGAGAUCAAGAUCUUGUCUACUGUGUCUGAAGACUCCACGUGGAUGGGUGUGCGCAGGUCUGGGCGAGUCAUUGUGUGCUCUGAGGACAACUGUUGCGUGUGCUCCGACAGCUCCGCACCCAUGAUGGUAUUGGAAAAAGAAACUUCACCCAAAAGAGAACCAGAUCAUAUCCAUCCUGAUCAUUGGCAGUUUGAGGAGGAGGAAGAGGAGCUGGAGGAUAUUUGGAAUGGCACAGACCGGGAAAGAGCGCCUUGAAUUACUGUGGUCCAAAAAUAUGAGGUGGUGCCCAUGCCACACUGAAGCACAGACCAGUGACCAACCAGCCAGAGAUUAAAGUGUCCCUAAACGUAUAGCGUCUCAGAGUAGGAGUACUGAUCUAGGAUUAGUUAGAUUUUUUUUUAGAUCAUAAUGAAUAAGAUGAUAUGACAGAUCCUAGAUCAGCACUCCUACUCUGAGAUGCUUUGUGGGAUUCGGGCCCAGAUCUAUGAUCAGUUUAUUCUGCCCCUUAACCAACCUUGACUCAAAAUGGACUUUAACUUCACAUUGUCUCAGUGACAUUAGAGGACUAUCGUGUGCAAGCAGCAGUGGUGGAGAAAGUACUCAAUUGUCAUACCUUAAUAGAAAAUGACUCAAGUCAAAGUCACACAGUAAACUAUUACUUGAGUAAAAGUCCAAAGGUAUUUGGUUUUAAAUAUACUUAAGUAUCAAAAGUAAACUGAAUUGAUAAAAUGUACUUAAGUAUCAAAAGUAAAAGUAUAAACCAUUUCAAAUUCCUUAUAUUAAGCAAACCAGAUGGCACAAUAAUAAAACAAAUGUUUUAAUAGACGGAUAGCCAUGGGCACAAUCCAACCCUGAGACAUAGUGAGUCUGCCAGAUCAGAGGCAGAAGGGAUGACCAGGGAUGUUCUCUUGAUAAGUGUGUGAAUUGGACCAUUUCCCUGUCAAACUGUAACAAGUACUUUGGGUGUCAGGGAAAAUGUAUGGAGUAAAAAGUACAUUAUUUUCUUUAGGAAUGUAUUGAAGAAAAAUUUUAAGUUGUCAAAAAUAUAAAUAGUAAAGUACAGAUAUCCCCCCAAAAAUACUUAAGUACUUUACACCAGCUGCAAGCAGUCUGCAGGAAUCUCACUAGAGGAGACUGAAAACAUCCAUACAAGACCAAAGUAGUUAUGAAUGUACUGUUCUUCAAUAAGGGAAAUUAGCUAGAAUUCCCCAUAUUAAACUCUUACCUGUGAUUUUGACUAGGUAUCCUCAACCCAUUUUUUUUAACCCUUAUUUUACCAGGUAAGUUGAACACAUUCUCAUUUACAGCAAUGACCUGGGGAAUAGGUACAUGGGAGAGAGGAGGGGGGAUGAAUGAGCCAAUUGGAAGCUGGGGAUGAUUAGGUGGCCAUGAUGGUAUGAGGGCCAGGUUGGGAAUUUAGCCAGGACAUCGGGGUUAACACCCCUACUCUUAAAAGUGCCAUGGGAUCUUUAGAGACCACAGAGUCAGGACAUCCCGUAUCAAACGUCCCAUACCAAAGAUGGAUUUCCACUCAAUAAUUGAUGGAUGUCAAUGGCCAAUGGAGGGCCGAAGCACUACAAUCUUCUUUGUGUCUCUUUCCAUUGGUUACUGGCUGUUACCAUGACUUGACUGCCUGAUACAACAUAAAGCAAUACACAUUACUGUAUUGAAGCAAUCAGACACUUGAUGCAGGGUCACAAAUAGUGCAAUACACUGAACUGAAUAGACUUACCCCAUGGAAUACCAUACAAGAUUAUCAAAAUGUAUUUGCUCUGUCUCUUUAAUGCCACUUGGUGUCUAAUUUCUUUCAACUGUGUAUGAAUUGCAUGCAGGGCACAUAAAGGAAGAACUGCCAUUGAUACCUAUUUUAAUCUGCUGUACAGUAGACUAUCAUUUAUAAUUGUAAUCACUUUUGUAAAGAAAAAAUAAAUAAAUCAAAGAUAA